AGCUCUGGUGAAUCAGAGACUUGUAGUAACUGGAAAUCGAACAUUUGUGUUUUUUGUCAGGUAACUGAGUCGAUAGGAUCACAAAACACUGCUGCAAAGGGAUGAACUCAGUGGAAGGUUUAGUGAAUCAAAUCCAGGGACUAUCAACCACUGCCUCCGAUGUUUUAUCGCUGCAAAAUUUGCUUAAACAAGCUGAUGACUCGCUCCAUGCCGAGUCCACUCGGUUGUUGCCUUUUCUCGACCAACUCGACCCUUCCAAGCACUCUCUGGGUUACCUCUAUUUCCUGGAGGCAUGCACUGCUGGUCCAGUUACAAAAGAGCAAGCUGGUUCAUAUGUGUUAAUGAUUGCCAGAUUUAUCACUUCAUGCAUUGCUGAGCAAAUUCGAUUGGCGCCUGAUAAGUUUAUAACCGUGUGUAAGAGGUUCAAAGACCAAGUUCUUUUGCUCGAGGAGCCCUUGCGUGGGGUGGCUCCAAUGCUGACCGCUAUUCGAAAGCUUCAGUCAUCUUCCGAACAUUUGACUGCUUUACACCCGGAGUUUCUCUUGCUUUGUUUGCUGUCAAGGUGCUAUAAAGCUGGUCUUUCCAUUCUGGAAGAAGAUGUUUUCGAGGUUGAUCAACCAAGAGACCUUUUCCUUUUUUGCUAUUACGGGGGAAUGAUAAGCAUUGGAAAAAAGUGGUUCCGGAAAGCAUUGGAGCUUCUACACAAUGUUGUGACUGCUCCAAUGUCUACCGUUAAUGCUAUAGCUGUCGAGGCUUUUAAAAAGUACAUAUUGGUCUCCCUUAUUCACCAUGGACAGUCCCCUACCAAUCUCCCUAAGUAUGCUUCUUCAGUUGCGCAGAGAAAUUUGAAGAACUUAUGUCAGCCAUAUAUCGAACUGGCAAAUAGUUAUAGCAACGGCAAAAUUGCAGACAUAGAGACAUAUGUAGAGGCAAACAAGGAUAAAUUCGAAAGCGACAACAAUCUAGGCUUGGUGAAGCAAGCUGUAUCAUCUAUGUAUAAACGAAAUAUCCAGAGGUUGACACAGACAUAUUUAACUCUCUCACUUCAAGAUAUUGCUAAUAGAGUGCAACUGAAUAGCCCUAAGGAAGCGGAAAUGCAUGUUCUUCAAAUGAUUAAAGAUGGUGAGAUAUAUGCAACGAUAAACCAAAAGGAUGGGAUGGUUCGAUUCCUAGAAGAUCCCGAACAAUAUAAGACCUGCGAAAUGAUUGAGCAUAUUGACUCAUCAAUCCAAAGGUUGAUGACCCUGUCUAAGAAGCUGAAUGGUGUGGAUGAACUAAUGUCAUGUGAUCCAUUGUAUCUACUUAAGGCCGGGAGAGAGCGACAGAGGUUCGACUUUGAUGACUUCGACAACGUUCCUCAAAGGUUUAACAUAUGAAUGGUUAAAAUGAUAAUUGAGAAACUAUAGUAAAGACAUACAAAUAUGUUCAACUGGGUCCAACUUGUUUAAGAGGUGACCAAUUUUUUUUUUUCUGAUAUAGUUUUGCUGACAUAAAUGUGUGUGUUGUUAAUUAAAUAGAUUUAGUUGAUUUUCAUGUGUCUUUGCUCAACUUUUCCCAAUUUUAAGAUGAAUUUAGAGAAGCAAUGGAGGUGCCCAUUUUUCUCUUUGAAA
This is a messenger RNA of Gossypium raimondii (Peruvian cotton), 1610 nucleotides long. RefSeq names its product COP9 signalosome complex subunit 3. The record is from RefSeq and is a predicted model, not a curated record. Lineage: Eukaryota; Viridiplantae; Streptophyta; Magnoliopsida; Malvales; Malvaceae. The coding region runs from base 102 to 1376 and encodes 424 amino acids. Gene Ontology annotation, biological process: ubiquitin-dependent protein catabolic process. Gene Ontology annotation, cellular component: COP9 signalosome. The transcript is spliced from 11 exons.